AUGAAUCAAUAUUUUUCAAAUUCAAAAGCAGUCGAUGAAGGAAUGUAUGCAGAUGAAAGCGGUGGAAAUUGUGAUUAUGAUGAUGAUGAUAUGGGAGUUGGUAGUGGUGAAGCUAUAAUGCGUCUUGAUUCAUCUUCUACUGCUGGUUUUAUGUCUCAUCACAUACCAAUAAUGGCUACAGAAAAAGUAGUUCAUGCAGAUUUUUUUAAUGAUUUCGGUGAUCUUUUCGAUGCAGACAGUUUUGCUCUUAAUGCUACAACAACUGGACAUCGUAUUCGAACAGUUGCUAAUAUACAUACUUGUCGAAAAGGUUUACGUAUUGCUGGUCGCUAUGCUCAACAACAUUUUACUGAUGCUGAACAAUGGUCACCAGUUGUUUCCACGAAUGCAAAACGAAGCGGAGUUGCUUCAGCUGUUGCUAACGAUCAUUUAAUGACGAUUGAGAGUAGCGUAUUAAAAAAAGAAAACAUUGAAUUAUAUGACAGUGAAUCUAAUAAUGGGAAAUUACAUGAUGGAACGAACUAUUGUCGAUUAGGCAGAGGUGUUCGUGUAAUAAAAUUUCAACAAUAUGAUUCAGUUUUAUAUAGAUCAAAUUCUAUAUUUAAUGUUUUAUCAACAUUGUCAAAUAAACUUAAAAAUUGUCCAUUUUCAGCAUUAGUUUAUCUCUGA
Rotaria socialis is the source of this 669-nucleotide messenger RNA. Lineage: Eukaryota; Metazoa; Rotifera; Eurotatoria; Philodinida; Philodinidae. The record is from the annotation of a GenBank genome assembly.